Messenger RNA from Salarias fasciatus (jewelled blenny), 2682 nucleotides. Its product is annotated as KH homology domain-containing protein 4-like. NCBI's taxonomy places the organism in Eukaryota, Metazoa, Chordata, Actinopteri, Blenniiformes, Blenniidae. The coding region runs from base 120 to 1880 and encodes 586 amino acids. Gene Ontology annotation, cellular component: nucleus. The transcript has 14 exons. Gene Ontology annotation, molecular function: RNA binding. The record is from RefSeq and is a predicted model, not a curated record.
GACGCGUCGUCAGAAGAAGCCGCCGGCGCCGGAGCGAGUCAGAGCGGGCCGAUGGCUGCGAGCGUCCAACCGCAUUAGAAUCUGUUUAAAUUCUACUGCUAAGUGAGUGGAGUGGUGCUAUGUCUUCGGGAAUGACUGGACAAACGCCGUGCCUAAGCAGACGCUGGGAUCAACCAGCUCAGCCCAAACAGAGUGCUGAUGUGCAGCAGCAGAGGAGUAGUGAAAAUGCAGCCCACCCUGUGUCUUUAUCAGGAGUUGUCAGCAGUGCUGGUUCACAUGGUGCAGUUUCUCAGCCACCAGAUGCAGGUGAAAAGCCUUCAGCCCAGGGAGGUGUGGAAAUGGCUGCUGCUAUGGCAGCUAAAAUAAACGCAAUGUUAAUGGCCAAAGGAAAGCUGUUAACGCCUCCUCCGUUACUCGCAAAGACACCUACAAGUGUGCCUGUGCCCACCAUGACAGAGGAGAUGGUGGUUACGGAGGUUGACAUAAAUGAUGUUCCGCUGAAUAGUAGAGACCUUCUCACGAAAGGCAAAACACAGGAGGAGAUCCGACAGUUCAGUGGCGCUGUCGUCUCAACGAAAGGUCAUUUUAUGAGUGAAGCCGAAAAGGGAAAUCGAUUAGGACAAAGACCUUUGUAUCUACACGUCCAGGGAAAAAACCAAGAACAGGUCAAUAAAGCUGUGAUGAGGAUAAAGGAGAUCAUCUCUGAGGACGUGAUGAGGAUUUCUGCAGCGUCCGGAGGACAGCAGAUACCCGUCAUGCCACCGCUCACACUCUACCCUCAGCCUCCUCGGCCCGUCAUCCCCCCUCCGGUUCCACGGAUGCCAAACACCACUGCAGUGCCCGGCCAGGGGCACCGGCCUGCAGCUCCUCAUUCAGGGAGUUUCGUGCACACAAAGAUUUUCGUGGGCCUGGAUCAGGCGCUGCCCUCUUUCAACGUGAAUGAAAAGGUCGAGGGUCCGGGAGGUUCAUACCUGGGUCACAUUCAGACAGAGACCGGAGCUCGGGUCUUCCUCAGGGGAAAAGGGUCUGGCUACAUAGAGCAAGCGUCAAAGAGAGAGUCUUUCGAGCCUCUUUACGUCUACAUCAGCCACCCGAACGCAGCUGGACUGGAGUCUGCAAAGAAACUCACAGAGAGUCUACUGGAAACCGUGCGAGCGGAACACGCCCGGAUGGUGUCGACGUACACGGCCACAGGCUCAACACAACCAUACGCAGCACAUGGAUAUCCACCUAAUAGCAAUUACUCUAACCAGGGAUCCUGGUAUAACUACCCAGCGAAUGGGUAUGCUGGCGGCUAUUCAGCGUACCCAGGAGCCGGUGGUUAUUGGAGUAAUGCAAAUGGUCCCCCAAGUCAUUCUAACCUGUCGACAAACCCUCCAUCUUCUCAGGCAAUGGUUCAGUAUCCGGUGUGUCCUAGGAAAUCGCAUUCAUUUCUUGUCCAGGAUCCAAACAGCAGUGAGGCACCGGAGCCCGAGGGACCUUUAACCAACCCCCCUGACUCAGGAAGUCCCACACAUCAGUUCCAGGAAGAGGCAAAGGACAAACAGUCUACCAGCAGGUCUCCAGAGCAUCCUUCUCAGCAGGAGGCCGUCCUUCCUACGUCUGUUGCAGAGGAGAAAAAAGUAGAAAGGUUUCUGAUGCCUCCCCCUCCGCCUCCCUUCGUGGCUCCUGCUCCUGUUGCACGCAAACGGCCGAGAGACGCGGUGACGGAUGACUCUGCGAGCCCGUCCAGCAGCAACGCCCCGCUGGGUGUUCAAGAGGAGGUGUGUGAGAAGAAGGUGAAAGUGAGCGUGGAUGCGUCGGGGCUCGUGCCGUACGGAGGGGAUUCCUCCGACGAGGAGGAGGAGAGGACUCACAGCAGUAAGACCGAUCACUCAUAGCCUCUGUCCCGCCCCGUCCUCCUCAUUGUCCUGGAAAUUCACUCCCCGAGGCGACAUUCACUACAGCGAAACGUUUCUCUAAAAGGAAAAGUCCACUCUUUUGAUAUCACACUUGUUUUUAAAACAGUGCCAGUGUGUCAAUCCGUUUCCUGCUGAAAAUAGUGAAUAAUCACCGUCUGCUCUGCGAUUGAACUUCUGUUUUUUUUUUAAUUGGAUUUCUAUCUGUUCUCGGUUGACUUUAGAAAAUUAAAUUUUCACUUAAUUUACAAGUAUUUGCAAAUACUGCGUGCCAGGUUGACUUUGGACAAAAAUACUGGCAAAGUCUUGGAUUUCGGACAUUCUCGCUCUUUUCAGGUUUCUGAAGCAAAAAGCUUAUUUUCAUGUUCUUUUUUUCUUAAUGUCAUUCAGUUUGUUCUUUGAUUUUUGAAACCCCUGAUACAAGAUGAAAACCCGUUGCUUUUAUUCAGCCGUGAGCGUAUUUAUUUUUCUGUCCGCCUGUACAGCAGAUGUAGAUGCAGGUAUCUGCCCCUUCAGUCUAUUCUUUUACUCUUUUUCGUUUGUAGACGCUGGAUAUUUGGGACAAAGGUUUUCCAAACCUCAGUGCUUUUCUUUUUCCAGUCUUACGGCUGCCUCAAGAGGCCUUUUAUCAUGAUUUGUGAACCUUGUGAAGCACAUCAGCUGCUGCUUCUCGGUGUGGAAGUAUUAAGGAUGGACUUUUCCUUUUUUUUUUUUUUUUUUUCUUUUCAAUGUGGGAAAAAAAUGUAUAAAUAAACUUCAAAUGGGUUUUUGUUUCACCCUUGAA